This is a messenger RNA of Notolabrus celidotus (New Zealand spotty), 1406 nucleotides long. It is a transcript of the gene nkx2.2b, whose product is annotated as NK2 homeobox 2b. The record is from RefSeq and is a predicted model, not a curated record. Gene Ontology annotation, molecular function: DNA-binding transcription factor activity, RNA polymerase II-specific; RNA polymerase II cis-regulatory region sequence-specific DNA binding. The transcript has 2 exons. Gene Ontology annotation, biological process: regulation of transcription by RNA polymerase II; cell differentiation. NCBI's taxonomy places the organism in Eukaryota, Metazoa, Chordata, Actinopteri, Labriformes, Labridae. Gene Ontology annotation, cellular component: nucleus. Bases 135 to 905 code for a protein of 256 amino acids.
GGUGAGCUCCUCUGCGCCGGGCUGCAGCGGCCGAACCACCGCAGAACUUCUCCUUCUCUCUUCUUCUUCUUCUUCUCGUUCCUCUUCCUCUUCUUCCUCUUCUCUCUGCGUCAUUCUUCUUCCCAAACCGCGUCAUGUCUUUUGGCACGAGCACAAAAACCGGCUUCUCCGUGAGGGACAUCCUGGAUCUCCCUAACCCUGCUGGGAGAUGCGGGUCCGGGACUGAGGAAACCGAGGAGGAGGACCCCGAGGAGGCCUCCGCGGAGGUGUCAGGCUCCGGGGACGCGCCGGUGUCGGGAUUUACCGGCUGUGGAGGAAACUACGGCAGGUGGAGCCGCGGACCCGGGAACCUGCACUUCUCAGUCCACGGACUCACCUUGAACUCCCGCACCGAGCCCAAGUCCCCCGAGCUGUCCCCGGAUGAGUCCCCGGACCCGGAUCGGGACUCUGCUGGACUCCCUGCUCAGAAGAGUCGGGGCAGGAAGCGGCGCGUGCUCUUCUCCAAAGCGCAGACCUUCGAGCUCGAGCGCCGCUUCCGGCAGCAGAGGUACCUGUCUGCCCCGGAGAGGGAACACCUGGCCGGGCUGAUCCGCCUCACCCCGAACCAGGUGAAGAUCUGGUUCCAGAACCACCGGUACAAGAUGAAGCGGGCCCGGGUGGAGCACAGCCUGGACGCGCUGCAGCUCCUUCCGGCCCGCCGAGUCGCCAUCCCGGUGCUGGUCCGGGACGGGAAGCCCUGCGACCGGAUCACAGCCCAGGACCUGGAGGUGACCCUCAGGUCCGGGAUCAGUCUGCCUCUGUACUCCCCGCUGCUGCACCCCGCGUACGGCCCCGAGCUGCCCGGCCUGCAGCAGCAGCACCCCGGGGUGCAGCAGCUGGCUCACAUGUACCACUGGAGCUGGUGAGGGAUGGACUGACUCUCCCUGGAGGACUCACCGGGUCCACAUACACGUCACACACACCCACGACAGGAGCUCAUGCUCGGUCUUACAGUGAUCUGUCUCCCCUCCCAGAUUGAAUCUCUUUAAAAGAUGAAUGUAAGAUUUUAAACAUUAUUUUAAUCUGAGCUCCAGGUCUGAUUUAAACAGUAUUUUUACAGAACCAUUGAGAGUCCUGAAUCCAGAGAGGAGAAGGUAAAUGUUUCUCAGACUCAGUUAGUGAUUCUAGUUUCCAGAUUUAAAUCUUCUUCAUUGUCUGAGAUCAUCAUCUCCUCACAGCUCAGGGGAUGAGCUGAUGUUCAUUUCUAACCUCAGACACUAAAGACUCUCCCCUCCCUCUCAGAGCCUGACUCUGUUCUCUGUUAAAUAUGUGGAUCAGACUGAAGAGGUCUAACUGAUCAGAACCAGAUCCAGACAGUGUUAUGUGGUUUUUUUAAUGACUCUCUUUGUUGUUGUUUUGGUUGUGUU